GAGCGCACUGGCACGUACUCGCUCCCCGUCUCAGAUCAUCCCGUGUUGUCUUCAUGCGCAUUGCCUGACGUACCGGUGAACGAUGCAGGUGUGCGCCGUGAUAGUCCUCGUCUCCAGCUCGGUUCUGCUUCUGCUGCUCCAGGGAUGCUGCGCCGCGGCGAAGGACUGGAAAGUAUUGAACAACGAUGCCACGGAGAACUUACCGGAGUACAGAGGCAAUGCCAACGCGCGGACGCAACAGCAAGUGAUGGCGAGGGCGUCCAACAGCGGCAACCACAACCACACUUUGAAUAACAGGGCGAAGAACGGAGGAAGGGCAGCUAAUACGAUUUCAUAUAGUGCCUCUGAGCUGAGCUGCAGAGAGCUGCGUUCCACUCGCUACAUCACGGACGGAUCCUGCCGCAGUGCCAAGCCCGUCCGGGAGCUGGUGUGCUCGGGACAGUGCAUGCCCAGCCACCUCCUCCCCAACUCCAUCACGAGGGGCAAAUGGUGGAGGAACAACGGCUCCGAGUACCGCUGCAUCCCGGCGCAUUCCCGGACGAAGAGGGUCCAGCUCCAGUGUCCCAACGGAAACACUCGGACUUAUAAAAUCCGCGUGGUGACAUCUUGCAAGUGUAAGCGCUUCAGGCCCCACCACAACCAGUCGGAGGCCAAGGAGGUGCCCAAAACGCAGAGGAACAGGAAGCACGGUCGGUUGUCCCAGGAUAGGAACAAAAACAAUACGCCUCUCAUAGACAACAUGUACUGA
Boleophthalmus pectinirostris (great blue-spotted mudskipper) is the source of this 748-nucleotide messenger RNA. It is a transcript of the gene sost, whose product is annotated as sclerostin. Lineage: Eukaryota; Metazoa; Chordata; Actinopteri; Gobiiformes; Gobiidae. The coding region runs from base 83 to 748 and encodes 221 amino acids. Gene Ontology annotation, molecular function: BMP binding. The record is from RefSeq and is a predicted model, not a curated record. The transcript has 2 exons. Gene Ontology annotation, biological process: ossification; negative regulation of Wnt signaling pathway; negative regulation of BMP signaling pathway.